AUGCCACAACUGUGGGUGUUGGCCGUGGCAUGGGUUGAGGAGCUAAAGGAGGUUGAAACAGUGCAAUGGGUAGAGGGAAUAGUGGAGGUGAGUUUGGUGGUUACUAUGGGUAUAAUGAUGAUAUGGAUAGAAAUUUGGAUAGCAUCAAACUUAGGAUUCCUACUUUCUGAGGCAUAUUUGGAGUGUGAAAAGCAAGUAGACCUUAUCUUUGAUUGUCCUAAUUGUUAUGAGGAAAAGAAGGUAAGGAAUCUUAUAUCUUGGCAAGGUCUUUUGCCAUAUGUGGAGUUUUCAUACAAUAGGGUUGUUCAUAGCACUAAACAUUGUUCUCCAUUUGAAAUUGUUUAUGGUUUUAACCCAUUAACUCCUAUUGAUCUAUUUCCUCUACCUCUUAACAAGCUUGUUAAUGUUGAUGGUUCUUCUAAGGAAAGGUUCCCAAAUCAAAGAAGGCCAAAGCUAAGUCCAAGGGAUGAUGGACCAUUUCAAGUACUUGAGAGGAUCUACGAUAAUGCUUACAAAAUUGAUUUACAAGAUGAUGAGUCUGAUUCAAGGACGAAUCAUCCUAAAGAAGAAGGGAAUGAUAUAGAUCGGCUAACACUUAAAGAUGUUGAUUUGGUUAGGCUUGAUGAUAAGGGCAAUAAGACAGAAUCAAGAAAAGAUCCAUUAAGUUUGUCACAAGGUCCAAUUACAAGGUCAAAGGUCCUACAAGCACAAGGAAUCCUACUCUGA
Ricinus communis (castor bean) is the source of this 726-nucleotide messenger RNA. RefSeq lists its product as uncharacterized. The record is from RefSeq and is a predicted model, not a curated record. The transcript is spliced from 4 exons. NCBI's taxonomy places the organism in Eukaryota, Viridiplantae, Streptophyta, Magnoliopsida, Malpighiales, Euphorbiaceae. Bases 1 to 726 code for a protein of 241 amino acids. Gene Ontology annotation, molecular function: nucleic acid binding.